GAUCGGCUUUCUCCGCUAGUUCCCACCCUAGCACUCCUUAGCCCCUGGAAUGCGAGAGGGAGAAGCUGAGGGAGUUCCCGGGGUUGAGCGUAGACGCAUCCCCGGAACAGGCCUGGGAGCGAAAGAGACUCCAAGUUUGAGGAGCCUUUAGAAGCUACCGGGUGGGGACCUUUUUAGGGCCCCUUCCCUUCGCGGGAUGCUAUGGAGUUUCCAGAGCACAGCCAACAGCUGCUCCAGAGCCUCCGGGAGCAGCGUUCCCAGGGUUUCCUUUGUGACUGCACCGUGAUGGUGGGUAGCACCCAGUUCUUGGCCCACAGGGCCGUACUGGCCUCCUGCAGCCCCUUCUUCCAGCUUUUCUACAAGGAGCGGGAACUGGACAAGAGGGAUCUGGUGUGUAUCCACAAUGAGAUUGUCACGGCACCAGCCUUUGGGCUGCUUCUGGACUUUAUGUAUGCCGGCCAGCUGGCCCUGUGGGGGGAUACCCCUGUGGAGGAUGUGCUGGCAGCCGCCAGCUACUUGCACAUGAAUGACAUUGUCAAGGUGUGUAAGUGGCGGCUCCAGGCCCGGGCCCUGGCAGAGGCAGACAGUACCAAGAAGGAGGAGGAGACCAACUCACAACCCCCUAGUUUGGAGUUUUUGUCCAGCACCUCCCAUGGCCUCCAGCCUUCGUUGACGUCUGCUGAGACAUCAGGCCACUGGGGCAAAGGGGACUGGAAAGACCCUGCCGCUCCUUCACCUACUGUCCGUCUGCCAGAUGAGCCGCCAGUAUCCGGUGGCGCUGAUACUACACAGCCUGGCAUGGAAGUUGACUCACCACAUCUCCAGGCACCUCCUCCACCAGUGGCUGAUGUCACUCUUGCCAGUCCCAGUAGCUCCACAGAGAUCAUUCCUGCCAACUACUUCUCUUCUGGGCUCCCAGCAGUUUCAGCGGAGCCUUUGACUCCCCUUGAUGUGGGUCCUGAGAGUCUGAGGGUGGUAGAACCAAGGGGUUCUGGAGGACCACUGCCAGGCUUCUAUCCCCCAUCCUCAGCUCCAGCCUCAGCGCCAGCCCCAGAUCCGUCCCAGGCCCCAGCCCCAGCUGAAGCAGAGCUGGUCCAGGUGAAAGUAGAAGCUAUUGUGAUUUCCGACGAGGAGCCAGAUGUGUCAGACGAGCGGCCUCGAGGUCCUGGGGAACUGUUCCCACCUGGAGGGGCAGUGUUUGGAGGGCGGCCUCCCCAGCCAGAGGCUUUGGAGGAGGUGGGGCCAAGUGACCAGUUCCUGCCCCCAGACCUUCACCUGCCCUACCAUCUGCUGCCAGGUCCAGGGCAGUAUCAUCGAGGGCUGGUGAUCUCGCCCUUGCCUGCCCCCCCAGCCCUGCAUGAGCCACUUUACCUGCCUUCCAAGUAUGAAGCAGCCCCAGGAAGCUUUGGGGUUUUUACUGAGGAUGUUCCCACCUGCAAGACAUGUGGUAAGACCUUCUCCUGCUCUUACACGCUGCGGCGACAUGCCACAGUGCACACGCGUGAGCGACCCUACGAGUGCCGCUACUGCCUUCGCAGAUACACACAGUCAGGGGACCUCUACCGCCACAUCCGCAAGGCCCAUAAUGAGGACCUAGCCAAGUGCAGCAAACCGGAUCCAGAGGCUGGCCCCCAUCUUGGGGGGCAGCCCCUCCCCGGCUCCCCAACAGCAGACAGACAAAGCAGUGGUGGUGGAGGGCCACCCAGAGAUUUUGUACUUGGCCCCAAAAACUAACAUCUGGGGAAGCAUGAACCAAUGCUGGGCCUGCUCUGACCAGUGUUAGGGAACAGCACAGAACAUUGGGGGCACUCCUGCUGGGGUGACAGGAUGGAGGUCCCUACCUUUUUCGUCUCUCUUUGACCAGCCAGAGAACAGGACCUUAUGGGGCAGAGCUUAUCCCUCCAGGGGCACUGAGAAUUCUCCUGGGGUGUAUCCGCUUCUCACUCCACAUUCUGGACCAUAAAGCUAACAGUGAAAGUGGCUCUUUGAACUGGUGUUGGCUGGUUUCUUCCACAAGCCUGCAUGUCUCCUGAUUUCCUUCAUUCCUCUUCUCCAGAUCUUUCAGGAAGCUGACAUCUGUACUUGGGAUGGGGAUGGCAGUCAGGUUGCUUAUGAGGAAAAAAGUGAGACAAGCGGAAGGCAGUAAAGGCUUAGGAAAAACACACAAACUGGGGAAUCUUACACAAUUCUGGUUUAUUACUGUAGUUAGUGUUUGUUGAGCUCAUUUGUGCUGGGCUGUGUUGGGCACUUCAUAGACAUUUCAUUUAAUCCUCAACAACUGUAUGAGGUAUUACUCCACUCCCUUCUUUUUUUAAAAGACAAGGAAACUUAAGACUCCAAGAGCAAAGUUAACUUGUUUAUGGUCAGUUAGAAGCAAGCCAGGAUUUGAACCCUGGCUUGUGACUCGAACACCAUGCAUGCUCUGCUGGUUUUAAACUUUGUUGACAUUAGCUCACAGAGAACUGCAAGUUGCUUUCUUUUUUGUCAUUUUGGAGGGUUUGGCUUUGUUCUCUUGAUCUAUUACCUCUGCUUUCCACAUAGACGUUUGGUUCACUGUUCCAACUGGAAAUUUUUGCCUACAUGUUGGAGACGUGAAAUGAGGUCUUUGAGGAUGAGAAACUGAAAGGCAAAGAACUCUUAAGUCCCCUAGUGGUAUAUUUCUGGGAGGAGGUUGAGGGCCUAUGGUGGUAUGGAAAUGAUGGGUGCUUACAGAAGAGUAAAGGAGCCCUGGUGGUGCAGUGGUUCAGCACUUGGCUGGUAACCGAAAUGUCUGUGGUUCAAAUCCGCCAGCUACUUCGCAAGAGAAAAGACCUGGUGAUCUGCUCCCAUAGAGAUUUACAGCCUAGGAAACCCUAUGGGGCAGUUCUAUUCUGUUGUAUAUGGUGGCUCUGAGUUGGAAUUGACCUGAAGGCACACAGCAACAGCAACAGGGAAGAGUAGGGGUCCCUGGGUGGUGCAAAUGGUUAAUGUGCUCAGCCGCUAACUAAAAGAUUGGGGGUUUGAGUAUACCCAGGGGCACCUUGGAAGAAAGGCCUGGUGAUCUGAAAAAUCAGCCAUUGAAAACCCUGUGGAGCCCAGUUCUACUCUGAUGCACAUGGCGUUACCAUGAGUUGGGAGUCAACGGUAACUGGUUAGGGAAGAGUAAGGUACAAAAUCACAGGUGGAUGGAUCUUAUAGUUCAUCUAGUCCAACUCCUUCAUUUUAAGUGUGAUGGCCAACAGCCUAGAGAGGUUAUUACUCAUCUAAGGUCACACAGGUGGUUAUCGACAGUAGACAUAGGUGUGAAAUGGGAGCCUGGGAUGCCGAUGUGGGAUGGGAAAGAAAAGAGCUCCAGGAAUAUAAGAGAAGGGUCUGGCCUCAAGCCUUUUGUGAAGAGUGGUGCUCUAGGAUCGAGUAGAAGGCUUCCUCCAAGCCCUUCUCUUCUUGGCACAUAAGAACUGAGUGCAAAUAACGCAGAAAGGAAAACAGAAAGGUAAAAAUACAAGUAAAUUUUUAGUAUCCUUUUUUUCCUUUUUGGAUCAGAGUCCUGAUGGCCAAAAGGUCAGCAGUUCGAAUCCACCAGCCACUCCUUGGAAACCCUAUUGGGCGGUUCUGCCCUGUCCUCUAGGGUCGCUAUGAGUCGGAAUUGACUCAAUGGCAACGGGUUGGUUGGUAGGUUGGUAUGCUAUAUUCAGUACUGUGAACUCUCAAUAGCAAGCUACUAUUUUUAAGUUAUAGGGAGGAGACAGCUGAGCAGAGAUUUGGCCAAAGAAAGCUCCUUAGCUGGGACAUUGUAGAAAGCAAAAGACAGCUCUUAACAUGUUCAUUGCUGAAAGAGUGAAUUCUAUGCCUUUCACUUUCCUUAUGUCAGAAUAACUUUCUAAUUUAUCUUUCAGAUGGCUUCUCAUUUUAUUUAUGCAAAUAUAUUACCUUUCAAAUGGCUUCUAGUUUUUUUUUAUGCUUCUAGUUUUAUUUAUGCAAAUAUAUUGCCUUAAGCCCUUGGUGAAACAAGGCAAGACAGAAACACACGAAGAGUUAUUCUAAGUGGAACACCUUUUCUAAACUCUUCCUGGAGUAAGAUCAAAUCAAAAUGCCUGUAAGCAUCAGUUGCUUUUAAAAGUGUGAAUUUUAUGGUAUGUGAAUUAGAACUCAAUUAAAAGGAAAAAAAAAAAAAAAAAGAAUUGGUUGCCUCAGAACAUCAGUUCCUAAAAGCAAGACGUAGUAAAUGUCUGUGUAUAUAACGUAUAUAAUUUCUCUGCGGCAUCUACAUAGUCUGGGGAACACAGUAACCUUUGUUAUUGGUUAGGUCAUGGCCAUAUGCAAUACUUACCUAAAGAGGCUCUGUUGCUUGCUGAGAUUCUCCAGAAAAGCAAGUAUUCACUCUCAGUUCCCAGCACGAGCUGCCUUUUUUAUUGGAAAUGGCAGUUAGAAAUUCACAUGAUCAUUAAAGCAGUAAUUAAAUAAUCAGCGCAAUUAAGUCCACAGUGACCUCAGUUUCUUUCUCUGCUGGAAGGUAGGAACAGUUUAUGCCAGUCAGUAGAGGUGUGAUCAGUAGUUUCCACUGCUCUUGCUGGUCCCAUCCAUGGAUUCCUGAAGUCAGGAACCACAGGCAUUCAGGGAUCAGCUCAUCUGACCUCCAGUCUAACACUGGAUUCUCCUUUCACCAGUUGUUAUCAAAUCUCUGCUUAAAAAAGAACUCUGUACCCCGAAAGGAAAACUGUUUCAUUGUUGGACACCCCUAAUUGUUAAAUGGGGUUGCCAUGACUUAGAAUCAACUCUGUGGCAACUGGUUUUUUAUACUGAGCCCAAAUCUGGCCCCUUUUAUGGGGAGAUGGGCCAGGCCCCAGCGUAUUAAGAGUUGUGACCCUGAGAAUUUGCUUGUUAGCUAUAAUCUUAGUUUUCAGACAACCACCUAUUCUUCUCCAGCUUGAGAGAAAGAUUUCUAGUUUAGUGUUUUGUUUCUUCUCUUAAUUGACUAUUUGUUAAGCGUAUGCCUUCACCUGGUGUCUAGUGCCUGUUCAAUCCCAGACACUUCGGCCCUUCACAUUGGACUUUUAUUUCAAUUUUCUCUGAAGCCAGUGUUUUCAAAGACGGUUUACUUGGACAUAUACUAACACGUUUUUAUUGUAAAAUACAUUUAUUUUUAUUUUUUGUUUGGCAAGUGACAAAGUUCUCUAAAGUUCUGCCUCCCCAUUUCAUCAGUAAGCAAUUUUGGUAUGCAUCUCUAAAAGGACUUAAAAAAAAAAAAGAAAACCAAUUACCACCAUUACACUCAACAGAAUUG
This is a messenger RNA of Loxodonta africana (African savanna elephant), 5263 nucleotides long. It is a transcript of the gene ZBTB3, whose product is annotated as zinc finger and BTB domain containing 3. Gene Ontology annotation, molecular function: DNA-binding transcription factor activity, RNA polymerase II-specific; protein binding. Gene Ontology annotation, cellular component: nucleus. The coding region runs from base 202 to 1734 and encodes 510 amino acids. The transcript is spliced from 2 exons. Gene Ontology annotation, biological process: regulation of transcription by RNA polymerase II. Lineage: Eukaryota; Metazoa; Chordata; Mammalia; Proboscidea; Elephantidae. The record is from RefSeq and is a predicted model, not a curated record.